ACCCCCUGGAGGUCUCCCAUCCAGAUACUAACCAGUCUCAGCCCUGCUUAGCUUUAGUGGGCAACCAGUCUUGGGCUACAGGGUGAUAUGACUGCUGGCCGAUGGUGGUUAAAUGGAACUACAGAGGACGUUGGGGACAUUAAAUGUCAUGACGCCGAACAGGUAAACUCAGUCCGCUUUUAUAGCCUCCUCAUGCUCAUAAUUGUACUCUUAUAAACUCAAAUUUUCUGGGAAAAUGUUUUUAUAUAAAAACUGAAAGAGUUUUCAGAAGCUAGUGAUGGUGGCCCUAGUGUGGUUCGUUUAUAGCCCUCCUUUAAGGUUUUUACUUCUGCCAACUGCAUUUAGUCUUCAAAAUUCACAAAAGUUGUGUUUAUCUAUGAAAAUGAACUCAAUGGACAAAACAUGCAGAUAUCAUAAACUUUUGCUGAUCGCAGAGCUUGUUUUUUGCGAUAAUCCAAAAGCUUAAGGAAAAAUCCUUUUGGGUGUUUGUCAAGGGAACCAGUGUGAUACGAACUGCCAGUUGGCCUAUAAAGUGACGUCAUGCACCACUCUAUAAAACAAGUGAAGUAGUUAUGAAUUUAUGAGUACUGAGUCAUUGAAUCAUUCACUUUAAACAAUUCAAUUAAAUGAAAUAGUUUUAAAUAGACUGCAGCAAUUAAUAUUUUGUCCUCUAGAGGCUCUAGUAAAUAAUUUGUAGUUGUCUGUUCAGAAUCAUGAUCUCUAUUUGAAACAAACAAAAAAUCUUCUCAUUUUAUCCAGAAUCAUGCAGCUCUAAAACAAAAUUGUGUACUUCGUCCACCACUGCCCUAUUAUGUGUACAAGGUUUUUUUAAUCUCAUGAAACUUUAGUCUUAUUAUGCAUUGACACAGGAAAUGUGAUCAUUUAUAACCCCCACUUAAUACAUCUGUUCAGUCUUCAAACUCACAAUUUGCACUUUGAGUACUAAUGAAGAAAGCUACUGCAAACAAGGUAUGAGAGUUUUUACAUAUUACUUGAUGAAUUUGUAAAAUGUAUAGGGGUGUGAAAGAGAACAAAUUUUGGGGCAUUUUGUUUUUCCCCCUUUCUUUACCCAUGUUAUACCAAACAGGACCUUAGUGGACCCUUAUAUCUCAGAGGACGCUGCACUUUAAGCUUGGCAAGUAAGUGCAGGAGACAAAAUGAUGCAAACAUGCAGUAUGUAAUAUUAUGAUGAAUAUUUUUGGUGCCAAUGUAAGAAGCUUUAAAGCCCUCAUUUAUUAGUGUUCAAAUCCUGACUUUUCAUUUUUGCACUAAUUCUGACAUGAAGGACAAAUGGUUUUGGCAAUAGUCGCUUUGUCAUGUCCAGUGUAGACAGUCUCAAACCGGUGUAGACAGGCUGUUUUAUUUCUGCAAAAAAAAAACAAAAAAACAAGUGCAGUCUAGAGCAAAAGACAUAAGCUUGAUUGAGACUAAUUCUUAGCAUGCAUGAGCAAUGACCAGCUCAGCAGUGCAACACCUCGACGCCACUGAUCUUAUCAGUCGUUUGGUGUUGGCGAGUCACUAAAACUAUUUCUGAGCAGCACUUUUUUUUGUUUUUUGUUCUUUUUAUACUUAAACAAAGACACUUUCAGAAGCUUUAUUGUGAGUUUUGCAGUGUAUAAAGUGGAUGUGUGUAUUUAUGUUUGUUUAUAGAGCCGUGAUGGUUCCCGUGGUGAUGAGCACCAAAGUGACUCUUCAUUCCCUAAUGUCUCUGCUCUUGACUUCUGGUGAGUCACAGAUGUUAUAGAGCUUGUUUUGUGUUUUUUAAAGCAUGCAUUAACUAUCUAUUCUACAGUCCACCUAUCAGAAACACUCUCUGCCUGUCAAUCAUUUUUGCUGACUUUGGGUUGGUUGGCGAGAGAGGACAUGUGGUUACGCCUUUAAACUGUUGAUGUGUUCGCUUUUCACAGUUCUGUGUCAGCGUGAUCAUUUCUGCCACACCCUUCAGCAGGACCUUUUACACUUCUCACACUGUGCCAUCUCUCCAGCAACAAGUGAUAGAUAUUAUUAAGCUGCAUUUACACAACUCAUACUUGACCAUUUGUCUUCUAUGUGUUUUGUGUGUUUCAGGAGUUUUUGGAGAAAACUGGAAUGUGACUUAUGAAAAUAAUUCAAUAUGUGCUGUCAAACGAUCCACAGUAAACAUGUCAUGCACAUACAGAUACCCUCAGCAGUAUCCACUGACAGAAACCUUUUGGAUCAAGAAACCAGAUGAAAAGAUUAAAAGUUUAAAAGAAUAUCAGGAGUAUAAAGACAGGGCUGAAUACAUUGAAGACAGACAAAACAAAACGGCUGUUCUCAGACUGCACAACGUCACUGAAGAUGAUGAGAAAGAGUAUUGUUUCAGAUUAGUAACUGCAACUGAAGGACAAAGAUGGUUUGGUCAACCAGGAAUUCAACUUAAAGUUUCUGCCCUUCAGGUUCAGGCUCCACAGCAGGUGCUGGAGAAACAAACGGUCAAUCUGACAUGUAGAACUACCUGCGAUCUGACAGACAGAUUCAUCUGGUACAAAAAUGGACAGGCUUUAAACUUCCACAGAGAUAUCCUGCAGCUUCAGUCAGUCCGCAGUGAUUCUGGCAGUUACAGCUGUGCCGUCAGAGGACAAGAACAUCUGCCCUCUCCUGCUGUCAGCCUCAGCGUCAUGUAUUCCCCCCAAAAUACAUCAGUGUCCAUCAUCAGUCCGUCUGGUGAAAUAGUGUCAGGAGAUUCAGUGACUCUGAACUGCAGCAGUGAUUCAAACCCUCCUGCUCUGAACUUCAGCUGGUUUAAGGAGGAUGAAACCUCAGCUGUUGGAUCUGGACAGAGUUUCAGCAUCUCCAGCUUUAGCUCCAGUUUCAGUGGACGCUUCUACUGUGAGGCUCAGAAUAAAUAUGGAUCUCAGAGAUCAGCGUCUGUUUCUCUCACUGUUAAAGAGGUAGGACGUCUGGGGAUAUUAUACAUAUCCAUUGGAGUGAUCUGUGGAGCUGCAGUGAUCAUCAUGCUGUUGCUGAUUUGGAGAAGCAGGAGGAUGAAAAAGAGAAACGACACAAUGGAGUCUGAGAUGAAUCAUUCCAGCCCUCAUCAUGACAGACGUAAAGCUUGUGAUGUUGAGUUGAGUGAACCGGUGUAUGAGAAUGUAAAGAAUGACAGGAAGAAUCAAUAGAAAAUGAGCUUAAGAAAAGACACAGCUUCGUGGAUUUAGAGAUCAUCGCCCCCUAGCGGUGAACCAUUGCAAUAUUGAAAUCAAGUGACUGUUAGUUUGGUACACGCUCCAAACCACUGGUUCGAAACAAAUGAUUCUCAAAUGCUUUAAAGCUUCACAAAGUGUGUUUUGAAACUUAUACAUUUUUAUGGCAUUAAUCCAUUCUAACUUAUUUUUGCUUGUGAAAAGAGAAAAACAGUUGCUUUUCUGUUUAUAAUUAGAAGAAUAGAAAAUAUGCUUUUCUGGAAGCUAAAUGUAGACCGUUCUAGUCUGGUUUGCUGAGGAAGGAAAGGUAAUGUUGUGCAGUGCUGUUGCUGGAAUUAAUUGUUCAUGACAUUUGAUCUGUUCUGAACUAUAAAUUGUAAUUAAAUAAUGAACUGGUCAUGUG
This is a messenger RNA of Megalobrama amblycephala (Wuchang bream), 3567 nucleotides long. RefSeq names its product B-cell receptor CD22-like. Lineage: Eukaryota; Metazoa; Chordata; Actinopteri; Cypriniformes; Xenocyprididae. The coding region runs from base 2142 to 3140 and encodes 332 amino acids. The record is from RefSeq and is a predicted model, not a curated record. The transcript is spliced from 7 exons.